AUGGGUCAGGACGACCACACAUGCUUUGCGACAGUUUUCGACGCCAACGUGGCGGUUAUCCCACUAAUAUCAAGCAUCGCACCGCUUCCGGGAGCACAUUGCAGCGUCGUUCUCAUCCUGUGCCCCGGCGAUUUGUUCAAUGCCUCGGGGCAGGAGAAAGUUCCCGAUACCGUCCGGGACUCGGACGCGGGCUCCGGCCUGCUAGCAAUGAGCGCGUUGAUCUGGGUUGUGAGGCGGUUCCAUCUCCUGACCGGCAACCUCCGUCGCAUUGCCACUAGGAUGGACAAGCCCACUGUCUCGGGGUUGAAGGCGCUGCGGAACGAGAUGGUAGCCCUCAUCAAGAAGCAAGUCCCGCUCAUAUGGUCGGGGAAAAUCGUUGUUGCUGCCAACGCCUCUGACGAAGACGGCGAGGAAGUCCAUUCUGCAUCCGUAGUAGUAGGGGUCGCCCCGAACGUCGCUGAUGCGCGUGGCAAGUUGGGAGUUGGCGUCGACGAGGCCGAUGCGGCCGCAGGAAAGGGGGUGACCGGGACUAAGGUUGUUCACGGGAAUGAUGAUGGGGUCAAGGAUCGCGAGGAGGAACGUGAGGGUGAGGGGAGCUCGGAGGAGUCGUCGGGGUCGAGGUCGGGGUCGGGGUCGGGGUCGGGGUCGGAGUCGGAGUCGGAGGAGGAGCAGAAGCAGGAGCAGGAGAUGCAGGAGCACGAGAGGCAGCACAAGGAGGAGCAGUUGGUAGUGGUGGAGGACGUGGAAAUGGCGGAGGUUUACGUUGUUGGAGGAGCGGAGGAAACGGGUGGGAGAUCGGCGGAUGUCGAGAACGACGAAGGGGAGGGGAAGGGUGCGACAGCGGAUCUCGGCAAGGUCGGCGUGGAGGCGGCUCACGGAGGUGGUGGCAUGGUCGAGGUCGGUGAAGGGGAUAACGCCGCGCUCUCGAAGCAGAGGGGCGUGGAUGUGCAUACCGAUGCCACCGCGGAGAAGGCCGGGGGGGAGCGGUCUAGGAGGAAGAAGGCGGCGAGCGAUCAUCCCGGCUCCACCACGGCUGGGCGGCAGGCGCGGCUGGACGUCGUCGAUCAGCUGAGAGCGGAGAACAGGCGAUUGCGUGCAGACAAUGCACGCCUUGAACGGCGGCUCGGUGAGCAGACGGGGCGGGUCGACAGCUUGGCGGCGGCAUUAGCUGGGCUCCUCGAGAAGGUGAAGGGUUUGACCGCCCAGGUCGCCGACACCGACCGGAAAUCGGAGGAGCGCCUCAAAGAGGCCACGUUGACCAUGGUGACCACAAUCACCGAGGGCCUCACCGACAACAUGGACAGCGCAAUUCAAUCGGCCAAGUCCUUCGCCGAGCUAGCGAGGCAGAUGCUGCUGGAUCUUGACGACCCCAAGGGACGAGCAGCGGUCACACGCGCGACCGCGGUGAAGACAUUGACCGAGCACGUGACGGCUGAGGUGGGCGAGGCGAGGAAGGGGUUGGAGGAGUCGUUCAUCAAAUACAUCGGCGCCGCGCAGACCAACAUUGCCGCCGCCUAG
Messenger RNA from Closterium sp. NIES-65, 1518 nucleotides. The record is from the annotation of a GenBank genome assembly. NCBI's taxonomy places the organism in Eukaryota, Viridiplantae, Streptophyta, Zygnematophyceae, Desmidiales, Closteriaceae.